AUGGAACGACGAAAGAGUUGUCUCGUUAAGAGAAUAAAAGGAAACCUUCUCCCGACGAACAACGACGAUAAGAGCUACUGUCGCUUCCAUAGACGAUACGGUCAUGCUACGGACACCUGUAGGCAUGUCAUGAGCUUGAUACAAGAGUACAACAAUACUCCGCAAAGCCAAGACGAUGCUGAAUGCCGUGACCAGAAUCGACAAGCUGAAAACCAGCGCCGACGCCGAGAUGAGGAUGAUGACGCCGAGAAGAACGCGCCUCAGCCACUCCCUCACCCAGAUGACCUGCCUCCACCGCCGAAACGGCACGUCCGGUACGCGUCGACGUUUUGGCCAAACGUCUUGACGAAGCAAACAAGUGUUGCCGAAGCGCAACUCCAACCGGUUUCCUUGAUGCACGAUCCCGAGAAAAACAAGUAUUGCCAAAGCGCGACCCCAACCAGUUUCGUCGAAGCACGAUCCCGAGAAAAACAAGUGUUGCCGAAGCGCAACCCCAACUGGUUUUGUCGAAGCACAAUCCCGAGAAAAACAAGUGUCGCCGAAGCACGACCCCAAUCGGUGUCGUCGAAGCACGACUCUAACCAAUCUCGUCGAAGCUCGAAUCCGAGAAAAAUCAUCACAGCAAUCUAUUCUCCUUGA
Messenger RNA from Microthlaspi erraticum, 639 nucleotides. The record is from the annotation of a GenBank genome assembly. Lineage: Eukaryota; Viridiplantae; Streptophyta; Magnoliopsida; Brassicales; Brassicaceae.